This is a messenger RNA of Oncorhynchus gorbuscha (pink salmon), 682 nucleotides long. Its product is annotated as mitochondrial pyruvate carrier 2-like. The transcript is spliced from 5 exons. Gene Ontology annotation, biological process: pyruvate import into mitochondria. The record is from RefSeq and is a predicted model, not a curated record. Gene Ontology annotation, molecular function: pyruvate transmembrane transporter activity. Bases 189 to 584 code for a protein of 131 amino acids. Lineage: Eukaryota; Metazoa; Chordata; Actinopteri; Salmoniformes; Salmonidae. Gene Ontology annotation, cellular component: mitochondrial inner membrane.
UUAGGCACUACGGGUAGAUGGGCCUGCUUUCUGCCAAUGGUUCAUAAAGGCUAUUCUGUAUUCUAUUUAGUAUAGACAAUCAAUGACAGGGUGUACUAGAGCCACAAUACAGCACAUACUAUUUAUUCAUUUUGAACUGUCGGUACCAAGUUCAACAAAAGUAGGAAAUAAAACUCCAGUCUCCUGACAUGGCUUUAGUGGGAGUUAGAGCUUCAUACCACAGGAUUCUUAACAAGAUCGAGCUCAAACUACCUGCUAAACUGAGACCUUUCUACAACCAUCCAGCAGGUCCAAAGACAGUCUUCUUCUGGGCACCAGUGUGUAAAUGGGGUCUGGUUAUGGCUGGCAUGGCUGAUAUGACAAGGCCAGCUGAUAAACUGAGUCCCUCUCAGUCUGGAGUACUCAUGACUACAGGUGUUAUUUGGUCCCGAUAUUCUCUUGUCAUUAUUCCGAAGAACUGGGGUCUCUUUUUUGUCAAUGGUUUUCUUGGAUUGGCAGGAGCCAAUCAACUUGUUAGAAUCUGGAUGUACCAACAGGAAGUAAAGAAGCAACAGGACGAGAAGGCCCAGAUCCCCAUCAUAUAACACACACACACACACACACACACACACACACACACACACACACACACACACACACACACACACACACACACACACACACACACACACACACACACACA